Phytophthora sojae is the source of this 672-nucleotide messenger RNA. RefSeq lists its product as hypothetical. The record is from RefSeq and is a predicted model, not a curated record. Gene Ontology annotation, cellular component: mitochondrion. Gene Ontology annotation, molecular function: thiosulfate-cyanide sulfurtransferase activity. The transcript has a single exon. NCBI's taxonomy places the organism in Eukaryota, Oomycota, Peronosporomycetes, Peronosporales, Peronosporaceae. Gene Ontology annotation, biological process: transsulfuration. The annotation marks the transcript as partial.
CGCAGCGCGUUCUCUCUGCGUUCUACCUCCGCUGCGCGUUCGCUCUCCGCCCUGGUGGACGCCAAGUGGGUGCGCAACGCGCAGGAGUCCGGCGAUCCGGAGCUGCUGCUGUUCGACUGCAACCACCCGGCGUCCUACCCGCGCGGCCACCUCCCGGACGCGGUGCCGCUGCCGCUGGCCGCGUCGCUGCUCAAGGACCCGACGCCGCAGGCCACGGGCGUCGUGAGCGCGCAGCUGUUCGCCGGCGUGCUGCAGUCGCUGCAGGUGCCGGCGCACGCGACGCUCGUGUUCUACGACGACGAGAUGAGCCUCAAGGCCACGCGCAUGUGGUGGGUGUUCCGCCACUACGGCUUCCCGGUAGAGCAGCUCAAGGUGCUGGACGGAGGCGUCAAGCAGUGGGCGGCGGAGGACAACGAGGUGGAGAUGGGUCCACCGGAGGACAGAGAGGUGUCCACCUCGACGCUCUGGACGCAGCCGGUGGACACCCAGAAAUUGGUGGGCUUUAACGCCGUGCAGAACGGAAUCGCCGAUGCGUCCGCCCAGUUUGUGGACACGAGGUCCUUGGGCGAGUACUGGGGGGAGGACGCCAAUGGAAACGCCCGGACUGGGCACGUGCCCGGCGCCUUCAACUUCAACUGGAUGGAGGGCGUGGACUUCACCCAGAACGGCAAG